Vicia faba (fava bean) is the source of this 912-nucleotide messenger RNA. The record is from the annotation of a GenBank genome assembly. Lineage: Eukaryota; Viridiplantae; Streptophyta; Magnoliopsida; Fabales; Fabaceae.
AUGGGAAGAUCACCUUGUUGUGAAAAAGCUCAUACUAACAAAGGUGCUUGGACUAAAGAAGAGGAUGAUAGAUUAAUCUCUUAUAUUCGUGCUCAUGGUGAAGGCUGCUGGAGAUCUCUUCCUAAAGCUGCUGGCUUACUCCGCUGCGGCAAAAGCUGUCGCCUCCGCUGGAUUAAUUAUCUCCGCCCGGACCUUAAGCGUGGCAACUUCACUGAAGAAGAAGACGAACUUAUUAUCAAACUUCAUAGUCUUCUUGGUAACAAAUGGUCUUUGAUAGCCGGAAGAUUACCCGGUAGAACAGAUAAUGAAAUAAAGAAUUAUUGGAAUACUCAUAUCAGAAGAAAGCUUCUGAAUAGAGGAAUUGAUCCCGCUACUCAUAGACCUCUAAACGAAGUUUCUCAAUCUCAUUCUCAAGUUCUUCAUCUUCAGAAUCAGAAUCAGAAUCAUAACCAGAAUCAAGAAGGUGUAACUAUAGCUGUAGCUGCUUCUGCCUCAACUACUACCACUUCUACAGUUAUAGCCGCGGCCUCACCCGCACCCGCAUCAAUUAUAUCUUUUGCUCCGUCUAUUAAACAAGAACAAUAUCAUAACCAUUAUCACAGUUAUAGUCAUAAUCAUCAAGAGAUGAUGAUUAAAGGGUCGGUGUUAGAACGGUGUCCUGAUUUGAAUCUUGAGUUAACAAUAAGUCCUCCACGGCAACAAGAAUCCGACGAACAAUUCAAAAACAGAGACAGAAACAGCAACAUCAACAACAGUAGCCUCUGUUUCGUUUGUAGUUUGGGUUUACAGAACAGUAAAGAUUGCAGCUGUGAAGAAAUUGUUGGAAAUUCAAACGGUGGAAAAGCACCUGCUUAUGAUUUCUUGGGUUUGAAAGCUGGUGUUUGGGAUUACAAAGGCUUAGAAAUGAAAUGA